AUGCUGAUUAAGGUGAAAACGUUAACAGGUAAAGAGAUUGAAAUCGAUAUUGAACAGACUGACAAAGUUGAACGGAUCAAAGAAAGGAUUGAAGAAAAAGAAGGGAUACCUCCACAACAGCAACGAUUAAUUUUUUCCGGUAAACAAAUGAAUGAUGAAAAACUUGUCCAGGAAUACAAAAUGCAAGGUGGAUCAGUUAUCCAUUUAGUACUUUCAUUGCGUGGGGGUCUAUGA
Messenger RNA from Schistosoma turkestanicum, 234 nucleotides. The record is from the annotation of a GenBank genome assembly. Lineage: Eukaryota; Metazoa; Platyhelminthes; Trematoda; Strigeidida; Schistosomatidae.